Procambarus clarkii (red swamp crayfish) is the source of this 5456-nucleotide messenger RNA. The record is from RefSeq and is a predicted model, not a curated record. NCBI's taxonomy places the organism in Eukaryota, Metazoa, Arthropoda, Malacostraca, Decapoda, Cambaridae.
AGGCGGAUGGAUGAGCACAAGCGCUCUGACUGGUGUCGCGAAUGGUCCUCUCUCUCUCUCUCACCCUCUCCCUAACUCACGUGGAUUUGUUACGUUGGAGUGAUUGAUGUUGAGUGAUACAUUCGCAAGCUGUCCAUCAAGGGUUUCCAGUUUGGCAGCGAAGGCCGUAGACCUGUCAACAGCGGCGAUCGUAUUCUAUCAACUUUCCAGGGAAGUCGCUGGAUCAACUGCUACUGCCUCUUCUGCCUUAUUUCGAUCGAGGAUAGAGGCUUUCCCAAGCUCCGUAUUAGGCGUGAGGUUCCCCGUGUGGUGUUCCAGCAGAGAGUCCGUUCCAGCAGAGAGUCCAUUCCAGCAGAGAGUCCGUUCCAGCAGAGAGUCCGUUCCAGUAGAGAGUCCAUUCCAGCAGAGACUGUUUACUUGGAGUUCAUCCUUUGGGGAAGGUGGUGAGGAGAGACGCCAUGAUGGACCUCAAAGUUGCCGUCAGCUGGCUCAUACUGGCACUCAUACAAGUGAGCGUGGCCCAGGAGCCGUCGCUGGAACUUCUGCCUGCCAACAUCUUGAAGGCGAUAGACGAAGGGGUCUACAUCUCCUGCACCGCCAACGUAGAGGACCCCGGCCUGGUCACCGAGAUGAUGUGGUCCGGACCCAAUGGCAAGGAGAUCCCCAACAUCGACGGCACGCAAACCAGGAUCAAGACACUCGAGGGUAAUGAAGGCGCCGGCAAACUAGAUCUGGUGAUUCAGAGACUUCGUGAACAAGACACUGGUACUUACAACUGCACAGCAACUUACGCUGGCAAUCAGAAGCUCUCGGCUAGUGUGGCUGUAAAUGCAUAUAUGAACAUUGAUUUUGGAGAUUCGCCUGUCCACCAAACACCAACUAUUAACACAGAAUACAAGGUUCGGUGUACUCCAGUUGCCAAGCCUGCUCCUCAGGUUGAUUGGCUUAAGGAUCUUGUACCCAUGAAAAAUAAUGACAACUAUAUCAUCCAGCAGGACGGUAUAUUAAUAAAACGUGUGACGGAAGCAGAUGAAGGCGUGUAUCGUUGUCGGGCACGUGUGCCUGAAUUGGGUUCCAUUGAAUAUAGAGACAUUCAAGUGGAAGUCUACAUACCUCCAAAAAUUGACUCUCCUCCCGAAGACACAAAAGGUGUCGAGAAAGAUUCUGUUACCUUCCACUGUGGUGCCAGUGGCAAGCCUGUACCAUCAUAUUCUUGGGUUAACAAGAAUAAUGAACCUCUUGAGAAAAAGGAUGAUUAUUUUGUUGAUAGUGAGAAAGGUAUUCUAACAAUCAUGGGGCUGCAACCCGAACAUUCUGGUGUCUAUCGGUGUACGGCAAAGAGUCUUGCAGGGGAAGAUACUGCAUCAGCUAACUUGCAAGUUCUUACUAAGCCAAAAGUGAUAGAAUACUUAAAUAUCACCAAGCCUGUCGAUGAUGAGGCAGAGAUGCGGUGCAUUGCCACUGGUGACCCUUUACCCGAAAUUGUCUUCCAGAAGGAGACAAAUGCCGAGGCUUUCCAGACUGGAAUAAAUCAAGAUGACAGAAUUGAGGUGGAGCAAGCAACUGAUGAGGAAAAUCGCCGUGUUGGCAUCCUAAAGAUUCGAGGAGUGAGACGAUCUGAUGAUGGACUCUACACGUGCACUGCAAAAUCUGAAGGAGGGGAGACGCAAGUCUGGGGGCAUAUCACAGUGGAAUUUAAGCCAUCAUUUGAAGAACAGCCAUUCAAGGAAUUAUGGUCUUGGAAGCAGCAACCUGUCAACCUAACAUGUCUAGCAAGUUCCAUUCCUAAUGCAACAAUUCAGUGGUAUCUUCGUAAUCAGGAAAUUUUUAAAAAUGAUCCAAAUCUCAAAGUUCUUGAAUAUGGUCCACUUGGCGUUCUCAGAGUUCAUCCUGUCAGUAACAGUUAUUUUGGAGAUUACACGUGUGAAGCCACUAACCGCCUUGGAACGGCAAAAAUGAGUUUGGAGCUAAAAGAAGCACAUGCUCCAGGGCCAAUUACCAGUGCCAAGGUGGAGAAGAAGACAGCGACCACUAUCACCUGGAGUAUUAUUGACCCGAUGGAUGAUGGUGGACUUCCCAUCCAAGGAUAUAUUGUGGAAUACCGACUCCAAGAUUUGACUUGGGAUAAUGCUCAAAGUACUCAGUGGACCAAAGGUUCUUCGUACACUUUGGAUGGACUAAAGCCACAAGAAACGUACAUUUUCCGCUUUGCUGCUCGAAGUGAAGCUGGAAAUGGAGAAUGGAGCGGUGAAAAAAGUGAAGAAAUGCCAAGACGAGCUGCUCCAGAGGAACCUCUGAUCUUCAACGUUGAUAAGCACGUAACGGAAAUACCGUACCCAAACCAGUAUAUGUUGCAGUGGCAAGUGCCUCUUGACAAUGGAGAGAAAAUUGAUUUCUUCCAGAUUAUCUAUUACCAGGUGCACAAUGUGACAGGAGUGUGGGAAAAUGCUGGCACUAAGAUGACAAGAGAAGUGGAAUUCCCGGGCCAAACGACCUACACCAUCGAGAACCUGCGUAGUAACUCGUAUUACAAGAUUGAGCUACGUGCCCACAACGAAAUAGGCUUCUCAACUCCUGCCGAGGCAGUUAUCAAGACUGCUAAUGAUCCAUCGGCAGUGACAGGUAGCGGGUCGGGGCCGUCCGUGCAGUACAGUAGCGUUGCCCCUUCCACCAGUGCCCCCGCCCACGGCCCCAAUCCUGAAGAAUCUACGGAAUCAGAGCUUGGAAUUGGUAUCAUCAUUGCAAUCGUAGUCAUCGCAGUGCUCGUAAUAGCUUUGGUUGUUGAUGUGGCGUGCUUCUGUACAAAUAAUGCCGGUUUAACUGCUGCUAUUCUCAGUAAGCGAGGGGCAAAGGAUAAAGAUAAAGAAGCCAUGCUCGAGGAUGGGAAAAAUGCUAGUGCUGAUACUCUCAAUGAAGAAUCCAAGGAUGAAACGAAAACCAUCGAUGAAAAACCCGUCCCCGAGAAGGAGCUUCAGAAACCCCUCGAGAAAAGCGUAGACACUAAAUCCGAGAAAGAGACUGAUGAUAAGCAUGAGGGAAAUGGUGAAAUGAAGUCACAAAAGGACGAUGGUACCAAACCGGAGAAGGAAGACUCUGAGGAGAAGAUAAAGGAUACAACAGAACCAACGGAAACCACACCUAUGAUUCAGGGACUAGUUGUGAACGACAAAAAUCAAGGUGUUGUAAUCGGUCCCAAAAAUGUAGAGAGACAACAAGAGCAAAGAGUGACAAAGGAGGAAAUACAGUUACUGGAUAGUUGGAACUCAAAUAAUCAGACUUGUCAACCCCAGAUUGUGAAAUCAAUUAUGAGGAGAAGGGCAACUGAUGAUGAAUUAAAUGGGCGGGCACAAAGUAUGGCUUGUGAGAAUACAUUUGGUUUAAAGAAAAGUAGUAAAAGCACUCCCAUUCUAGAUAGCGCCAUGUCUGAGGAGUCUCUCUAUGCUGUCCCAUUAUUAAGUGAAGAUAUGCAUGGGGAACAAACAAACUUAAAACAUACUUUUCGAGAUGGCAAAAAUAAGGUGCCGCCGCCACCACCCCCCAGAAGAAAUGUUUACUCUUCUCUGACAAAUGUUCAGAGGUCAAAAAGUCAAGAGAUGCUUUUUGACAACUACAAUCAAAUUCCACAAAUGAUGUAUUACGAAGAGAGACAAGUUAAUAGAAAACCUGAAAGUCAAUACAUGUCAGCAAGCAGAGAAAGGGUUUAUGGGGAAGCAGUGAAUGAGGGUUCAGAAGGUUCAUAUAACAUGUUGAGAAACAAAGAACCACUUUAUCAAGAAGCAGAAAGUCCUUAUUAUAUAACAGUAGGAGAUGAAUGGAGUCGGGGGUCAGAACGCAAUAUGUCCGGAAGCAGAGGGACAGGUAAUUUGCAGGCUGAAAAUAUUAUAAAUAAUCCAUAUUAUAUGAGAACAAGUAAAGAAGAGGUGAACAGGUUGCCAACAAAUUUGUACGACAUGUCAUCAAGCUUACAAGGCCUAAAUGAACAAAUGAAACUGGGAAGCAGAGUACAGAAUGAGAGUGGCAAGAAUCCUUGUAUAUUUGCUAGUAAGGCAUGUAGGUCACCAAGUGAAAGCUCAUCAAGCACUUUAUAUCAACCCCUGAAUACUUUAGAAAACAAAACAAAAACCCAGGUUGCCUAUGAAAUUGCACCUUAUGAUGCUGCACUUAAUAUGAACUCUAGGAGGAAACACCCAGAGAAAAUGAGUUUUGGUGAAGAUAACACGGUCCAAGUCCCACCAUGUAUUGAAAUUCCAAGCAUCCCUCCAGAAGUGGUCAUUAGUAGUAGAUAUCCUUCAAAGAGACCUGGAGUUCCACCACCCAAUAUACCUGUAAAACCGUAUAGUAUACCAUCUGUUCCACUAUUAAAGGGUAAAGAAUUAUCAUCAGCAUUACAAGACGUAAACGAACAGAAAAUAGGAUUGAAGACGGCAACGCAUGGUUACUCGCAUGAAAUCUCAAAACCUCUAAGUCACAGUAUGGAUAAACUAGAUGGGGAAUACAAUACUUCAGGAAGUGUACCAAAUUAUGUUUUCAAUGCAACGUCAUUAAGUUCAGCCAAGUCCCUUGGAAGCCUAUUGGAAUCAACCAGAGGUCAACGGUCGUAUGGUCAACCUACUUUCCUCUAACCCUGUGCAUGCCAUAUAAUAGGAUUAGAAUGGCUUCCACUUAGUGCUGUGAGGUGGAUGAUAAGGAAGCCAUCUUGAAAGAGGAGCAAAAGGGCGAAAAUGUGAAGAAAAGCGAGUCCAAGAACAGUGUGACGAAGGACUCUCCGGUGUAGGCACCACACGAUACUAGUGUAAUUGAAAUAUUAAAUACACAGGCUACAAGGCCAUGUUGGCUUUGCUUGUGGAAUGAGAUUAGAAUUCCUGUAGAAAAUAUUACAUUAAUGAGACAUCAUGUGCAGUAAUGGAAUGAAUUAUAGCCAUCAUUAUACGAAUAUGUAGGUUUUGCCAAAGAACAUGCGAGAGGAGGAACUAUUUUGUAUCUGUGUUUUUUCAUUAAUAGAGUAAUGUAACUUUUCAGAAUGGACGUACUUACAAUACAGUAUAUACAUCUUGUUAGUCAUAAUGAAGCAUUUAGUAUUCACACCAGUGAGGUGUAUGCUAAAUAUAUGGUCGAGUGUAAACUUCCUGUCUAAGAUGUGUAAAAAAUAUAAUUGCAUGUUCCAGUGUAUAGUGGAGAAUGACAGGUGGUGAUUCUCACAUGGUUUAUUGCUUUAACACAGUCAUGUACAACUGGAGGGGUGAAUGCAACCAUUCAUGUAUAACUUCCGUAUUUAUAGACAGAAAUGUGGCAAAUAAACGACGAUGUACUUUCAGUCUCAGUCCGAUGUUUCAGUCCGUCCUGGACCAUGAUGAAGUUAAUUAAUGGUCCAGGGGGAGCGAAAAGUUGGCCUCAUCUGGUGGUGUGGUUUUGUCUUCUUUAUAUAACUCCGUUAUGUGGAAUAAAGAGAGACUGCU